Acromyrmex echinatior (Panamanian leafcutter ant) is the source of this 1851-nucleotide messenger RNA. RefSeq names its product JNK-interacting protein Aplip1 (gene Aplip1). Gene Ontology annotation, molecular function: MAP kinase scaffold activity; JUN kinase binding. Gene Ontology annotation, cellular component: cytoplasm. Gene Ontology annotation, biological process: regulation of JNK cascade; JNK cascade. NCBI's taxonomy places the organism in Eukaryota, Metazoa, Arthropoda, Insecta, Hymenoptera, Formicidae. The record is from RefSeq and is a predicted model, not a curated record.
GUCGGCGACGACGUAAGCGACAUCUCAUCUUGUAUUUCCUGGGGGUUGUGACGAGCUCUCCUGCAGGCCGUCACGGCCGCCCUCGGAACCGACCCCUGUUCUGAACCUCGCUCAUCUUUGCGAACAUCGCGAUGGCUGACAGCGAAUUUGAGGAAUUCCGGCACUACUUCGAGAGGCUACCCCAACAUCUGAAAGCACCGCUGUCCAACUACACGCUCGUACAUGAUGUGAUGAUCGAUGACUCGCCGACAUCCUCGCAAGGAAGCGAUGGAGAGGUCGGCAGAUCUUGCGACGUCGUCACCGGCGAUUCCGAGGACGAAGAAGUCGUCGUCAUCCAUCGUCACGACAACCAAAGCGGGCACACCACUCCUGAUGACAGUGAGGAGCUGGAUCAUCAUUGCUCUAUCAUAGCUGACAGCGAUUUUAGGUUGGUAACGUCCUUGUUCGGUGGACUGAGCAGCAGGGGUCGAUCGGUAGGCGGUGGCGGACCAGGACCGGGCGGGGGUGGUACUACUAUGUCUGGUAACGGAGGUCGAGAUAGUGUCGUCAGCGAUGUUGGGGAUUCGUGUUCCAGUUUGAGCUCCUGGCCUACGCCGGAGCACGUGCCAUCGAAUCGACCUGGAAGUGGCGGCACCGAACGUAGACGUCGAAGACUGCCGGAAAUUCCUAAAAACAAAAAAUCUGUGCCCGUAUGUCAGACGUCCAUACAGACGUCGUCUUCGCUAGCAGACGAGUUGAGUGCCGCCACUGGCUCGACAUCGACCCGGCCUCAUCUUGUCUUAAGGAAAUGUCAUCCCAGACUCCGUCACGAGGACAGCUCGCCCGACAGCGAGAGGAUGGCCACAGACAGCGGUCAUUCUACCGCUCAUUCUCCUGACAAUGGCCCCAAGAGUGUGUCGCCCAUACCAUGUAAUACCCUGCAGAAUACAGACUCAGUGUCGCCCAGCAGCACCCCAGGAAGCGGAGGCGUACCAUUCACCCAACUGGAACUGCUCGAGGCAACGCAUCGAGGUCUGCACAAAUUCAUAUCGCGGCAUCACGACGAAAUUGAUCUUGAAAUUGGAGACCCCAUAUAUGUGCAAAAAGAGGCUGAUGACCUUUGGUGCGAAGGUGUGAAUCUAAGGACAGGCCGGCAAGGUAUCUUUCCGUCAGCUUACGCAGUCGACAUGGAUUACAGUGAUUUUGAUCCCACCGCGCCUAAAGUGAAGAGAGAAAGAUAUCUCCUAGGUUACCUAGGUUCGGUGGAAACCUUGGCACAUAAGGGUACGGGAGUGGUUUGUCAGGCGGUGCGGAGAAUCCUUCGCAACUCCUUGCAGGAUCCACCUGUUUCACAGAGUUGCAUUUUGGAAGUAUCCGAUCAGGGUCUUCGAAUGGUCGAUAGAAGCAAAUCGCGAAAAAAUCAGGGUCCUUGUCACGAUUAUUUCUACUCGCUGAAGAAUGUAUCGUUUUGUGCGUUUCAUCCUCGCGAUCAUCGCUACCUCGGCUUCAUCACGAAGCACCCCACUCUGCAGAGGUUCGCUUGCCACGUGUUCAUUGGUCAAGAAUCCACGAGACCCGUUGCCGAAGCUGUCGGACGUGCUUUUCAUCGGUUCUACACGAAAUUCAUCGAGACUGCUUUUCCGAUAGAGGACAUCUACAUUGAAUAAAUUACUCUCAGUCUCAUUUAUAGUGGCUGCGAAGAAAAUGUUAACUCUCACUUCCCCUUUUAACCCCUGUAUAUAUCGCCCGCUAGUUGUAGAUAUAAAAUAAUAAAUGCGAAUCAAACACCCAAUUUAUACAUAUAUUGAACAUAUGUAUAUCUAUGUGUACGGAACAUAUUGGGAGUGCCACGAUGAGCCUCCAUUAAUAGCA